This is a messenger RNA of Trypanosoma brucei brucei TREU927, 2637 nucleotides long. Its product is annotated as ATP-dependent DEAD/H RNA helicase, putative. Lineage: Eukaryota; Euglenozoa; Kinetoplastea; Trypanosomatida; Trypanosomatidae. Gene Ontology annotation, cellular component: nucleolus. The coding region runs from base 1 to 2637 and encodes 878 amino acids. Gene Ontology annotation, molecular function: nucleic acid binding; ATP binding; RNA helicase activity. The transcript has a single exon. The record is from RefSeq and is a predicted model, not a curated record.
AUGUCACUGAAGAAGAAGACGCUAAAGCAGCGUCUUCGUAAGAAUGAAAUGAGGCAACGGCAGAAGGUCUCCAAAGAUGUUCGGAAGCGCGUGCGUACCGGUCGCCGUCAAUGCAAUCGCUUCGACGACAUUGAAAGCGGGUCACGGCCCCUUCAAGAGUUAGUCGAGGAAAUAGCAGCAGGUUCGGCCGCCCCUACGCGUGAAGUGGCCUUAGACCCACGAAGCCUUACCGAUCUACUCCUUCAAACUUCAGCUUCUCUCAGUAACACCAACAGUGGUGGUAAAACAGCAGCAAAACCUAAUGUUGGCAGGGGCAACAGUGAGUCUGAUGGUAAACCAAGAUUAGUCCUUCCGGAGGCACCGCUUCCAGAGGACCAUCCCCUCGCUCUGCCAGAGGUUCAACUCGGUGAAGACGAGCUGGGCGGUGGGAAGGACACUAACUCAGUUCCAGGGGGAAAAAAUCAGUAUCGGCACCACGGUGAUCCGUACGUCUUCUGGGAGCGUGUUGGGCUUCAUCCACUCCUUCUUAAAGCCUUGAGAACUAUGCGUUUCACCCAUCCGACUCCCGUUCAGGAAGAGGUGCUUCCAAGUGUUCUCUCACAAAACGUUGAUGGUCGUGCAGUUGGAGGGAAAGAAAAGAUUACCCCUGGAAAGGGCAAGUCUGGAGGACGUGGUUGGGAAAAAGAUGUUAUCAUCUCUGCGGAGACUGGAAGUGGAAAGACUUUGGCCUUCGCAAUCCCUAUUCUGCAACAUGUUUUGACCAACGUGCUGGUGAAUGAAGUAACGCAAGGUCCGGACGGGAAAAUUGGAAACGAGGAGACGGCGAAUGCAGCAAAGGGAAAGGAGGGUAAGGGGAAAAAAACAAAAGGUGGAGGAAAAUCUACUGAAAGGGGGAAAAGUGAAAGCUUUAAAAAAAGUCGAAAGCGGCUGCGCGAAGGAGAGGAGGAAGGGGAACAGCUCACUACAGCACCUCCCACAACUACCUUCAAACUUCAAGGUCGGCUCAUGCAAGCGCUGAUUGUUUCACCAACUCGUGAGUUGGCACUCCAAAUUAGCGAGGCGAUGCAGCAGCUUGUACAACACGCUCCUCAGGUUAUCGUUGGUUGUGUUGUUGGUGGCAUGGCACCAGAAAAGCAACAACGUGUGCUCAACCGCCACCCGCAUGUUCUCAUAUGCACACCAGGUCGCCUCUGGGAACUGAUGCAAAAGAACGAGGGAUGCUAUUUGGGUCACAGCCUCAGCCGACGCCUUUCUUAUGUAGUUCUUGAUGAAGCCGAUAAGCUCCUGCAGUCCGGUCGUUUCGAGGAGCUGAAAAAUUUGCUGGAGCGUAUCCACUGCGAAAUAUUACCCGCCGGUUACGUGCAGGAGCGGGAGGAAGGGGCGGAGGCGGGAGAUGCAGAGCUUGAGGCCGGUUUUUGGGAUGCGGAAAAGCAGAAGUUUGUGCCUUUUCCAAAGGAUUCUCCCACUGGCGACGACGAUAAGAAGGAAACGCCUCAGCUAAGGACUUCCAGGAAGGAUGAGCCCCGCCUCAUUCCAAUGCCGCCAGAUCCACCGGAAGGUCAUCGCGUCACAACGUUUGUUACUAGUGCAACACUUUCGCUUCAAACAAACUAUGUGCGGAGAGACAUGCGCGCCAAGAAAACUGUGAUCCGUACCUCCAAUGAAGACACAAUGGGGAAAGUGUUACAGCAGUUGGAAAUAAAGCCUUCAAACGCCCACGUCUUCACUAUUUCACCCAAAGUUGAUGUUGCCGCCAAAAUACAUGAGACGUACCUUCGUUGUCCCGGGGACAGUAAAGACCUUUAUUUGUAUUAUUUCCUCAAGAUGUACCGUGAGAGGUCGAUUGUGUUUGUUAAUGCCAUAUCUAUGCUUCGUCGCCUUGUAAAGUUGUUAGAAGUGUUGGGCAUACCUGUGGCUGGUCUGCACGCUUCACUUCAGCAACGGCAGCGGCUAAAGUUCAUUGACAAGUUUAGAAAGGGCGAGAAGCGUGUUCUGGUGGCUACCGACAUCGCCUCUCGCGGGUUGGACGUGGAAGGAGUUCGGUACGUGGUUCACUUUCAGGUUCCGCGUUCUACCGAUGCUUACAUCCACCGCUGCGGUCGCACAGCACGGUGUGGAGGGACUGGUCUUUCUCUUCUUAUGGUAAAUGCGCAAGAACAUGUCUCAUUUACAAAGCUAAUGGGCUCUCUCGGGCGCAGCACUGGCGAUUUGGAAGUGUUUGCACUUCAACCAACCAUCGUUCAUCAACUGCAUGCACAUCUAAAAGUAGCUUUGCAGAUUGAUAAGCUGCAAAAAGAGAUUGACAAAUCAAGGGCAAAUAAUAAUUGGGCGCGCCGCAUGAGCCGUGAGGCCGAUGUGGAUGUCGACGAUUUGAUCGACGAUGACGCAGACACUGAAAAUAAGGCGAAGGAAAAAGCAAUCAAGAUACUACGUAGACGUCUGAUGCUUCUAGGAGAAAAAGAUAUGGGGACGUCAGGUGGAAAAGGAAGUUUCCGCAGCAGCGCCCAGGCGAUAGGCGCAAAGCAGGCCGAAUCCAAGCUUGUUGAACGUGCUCAACUGCAGGUUACUCAGAAGCCUAAGAAAGGGUCCAAGGUUGUGAAGAAAGCUGGAGCCCGAAAAAAUACAGAGAAGGAGUAG